Messenger RNA from Tribolium castaneum (red flour beetle), 1503 nucleotides. RefSeq names its product Histone deacetylase 3 (gene HDAC3). Gene Ontology annotation, cellular component: nucleus. The record is from RefSeq and is a predicted model, not a curated record. The transcript has 3 exons. Gene Ontology annotation, molecular function: histone deacetylase activity. Lineage: Eukaryota; Metazoa; Arthropoda; Insecta; Coleoptera; Tenebrionidae. Bases 163 to 1458 code for a protein of 431 amino acids.
GAGGCGCAGAAACGUCACGUUUGUUUGGGGGCUGUUUUAUCAGAAACCACAAUGGGGGCUAUCCGGAAGCAUGCCGGAGGAUAGGUUUUGGCUGACGAAACGCCUUGUUGUUAUAGUUUUGUUUUUGUAUUUUUUGUACGUGUGGAAGGAGCUAUCGGCGUGAUGUCGAAGCACCGAGUGUCUUACUUCUUCAACCCUGACGUGGGGAACUUCCACUACGGGACGGGGCACCCCAUGAAGCCCCACCGCCUGUCUGUGAUCCACAGCUUAGUGUUAAAUUACGGGCUGCACAAGCACAUGCAGAUUUACCGGCCUUACAAGGCCAGCGCCCACGACAUGUGUCGCUUCCACUCGGACGAAUACAUCGAUUUUCUGCAAAAAGUCACGCCGCAGAACAUCCAAGCGUUCACCAAGCAUCUGAGUCACUAUAACGUGGGGGACGAUUGCCCGGUCUUCUGGGGGCUGUUUGACUUCUGCUCCAUGUACACGGGGGCGUCGCUCGAGGGGGCCAUGAAACUGAACAAUAACCACUGCGACAUUGCUGUUAAUUGGUCAGGGGGGCUCCACCACGCCAAGAAAUUCGAAGCCAGUGGUUUCUGCUACGUUAACGAUAUUGUGAUUGGGAUUUUAGAAUUGCUCAAGUACCACGCGAGGGUUUUAUACAUUGACAUCGACGUGCAUCACGGAGACGGCGUCCAGGAAGCCUUCUAUCUCACUGAUCGGGUCAUGACGGUCAGUUUCCACAAAUACGGCAAUUAUUUCUUCCCGGGCACGGGCGAUAUGUACGAAGUGGGGGCGGAAAGUGGCCGUUAUUACUCCGUCAACGUGCCGCUGAAGGAAGGAAUCGACGAUUCCAGCUAUUGGAUGGUUUUUAAGCCGGUCAUUUCAAGCGUGAUGGAAUUUUUCCAACCCACUGCAAUUGUACUACAAUGUGGGGCCGAUUCCUUGGCCAACGACCGCCUGGGGUGUUUCUCCCUGAGUACCAAAGGGCACGGGGAGUGUGUUAAGUUCGUCAAGAGUCUGAAUGUUCCAACUUUGGUGGUUGGAGGUGGCGGUUAUACGCUGAGAAAUGUCGCGAGGUGUUGGACUUACGAAACUUCGUUACUUGUGGAUGAACAAAUUUCAAAUGAAUUGCCCUACACCGAAUAUUUGGAGUUUUUCGCACCCGACUUUACCCUACAUCCUGAGGUGGUCACAAGGCAGGAAAACGCAAACAGUCGCCAGUAUUUGGAGGCCAUUACUAAGUUUGUGUGCGACAACUUGAAGAUGUGUCAACACUCGCCCAGUGUGCAAAUGCACGACGUGCCAGGAGACGCAAUCCCUGAAGAAGACAAAGUCAAGGAAGAAGAAGACCCUGAUGUUAGAAUUAGUCAAGAGUUGGAAGAUAAGAUGGUCGAGGCGAAAAAUGAAUUUUACGACGGAGAUAAAGAUAAUGAUAAGGAAGAUAUGGAGACAUGACCUGUAUUUAAGUGAAUAAUUUAAUGAAUAAGAUUUUUAUUUAAA